Molecule: messenger RNA, 312 nt
Organism: Rosa rugosa (rugosa rose)
Lineage: Eukaryota; Viridiplantae; Streptophyta; Magnoliopsida; Rosales; Rosaceae
Product: cysteine proteinase inhibitor A-like
Exons: 3
Coding region: 1-312 (103 amino acids)
Molecular function (GO): cysteine-type endopeptidase inhibitor activity
Source: RefSeq, a predicted model, not a curated record
AUGGCCGCCGUCGGAGGAGGAGUCCACGAAUCCCACUGUUCCGAAAACAUCCUCGAAGAUGACGGCCUCGCUCGCUUCGCCGUCCAAGAGCACAACACCAAGGAGAAUGCUCUGCUAGAGUUUUUAAGGGUUGUGAAGACCAAGCAACAAGUGGUUUCGGGCACUGUGUACUAUCUCACUAUUGAGGCCACCGAUGGGGGUCAGAAGAAGCUUUUUGAGGCUAAGGUCUGGGUUAAGCCUCCAAUUGCGAUAGAAGGUCUUGCAAUGAUUAAGAUGCUUCUAAAGGUCACUGGAGCAAAGCAGAGAAACUAA